AAUUUCCUACUAUGUGGACCUGAAGUUAAUAUCGAGGGCUGUUACAAAGAUAAGGACGAGGUGGCAGAAGCCUUAGAGAUGGUACAUCACCUCCAUCACAAGCUGUCAGAGCUGGCAGGUGAAUACCUGUGCGGGGACCAGGAUUUCGGCUUGAGUAGUAACAUGUCCAGAAGUGAUGCAGUCCAGUUCCUUCACUGUUCCGAGUCUGUAUUUGAGCGUGCCCUGAGACUGAUCACGGAGAACCCUCACUGGGGGGUCAGGCUGAUGACAUCUGAAGGUGAAGACACGACAGAAGUGGACGCGGUGCGCUGGCUUGAGUCCACGCAGCCCGACAUGCCGCUGUUGUGCCGUCUCCAACGUGCUUUCUCCAUUGUGUUCCUCAGGAUACUAGCCGUGCUCGCCUGUGUAGCCCUGGUGUGGGGAGGGGUGGAACUGAUGCGGUACAGAUGGAGAAGACAAGAGGAGGACAACAGACUCAUGUAUAACAUGAUCGAGCGCAUUCUAGAUGCACUGAAGAAGCAUGCGGAGGCCUGCAGGCACAACACAGACCUGCAGCCGUACCUGGCCAUUCCCCACGUCAGGGACAUGCUCAUCCCUCCCCAGGAGAGGAAGAAGCUGGGCCAGGUUUGGGACAGGGCCGUGAAGUUUCUGUCUGCCAACGAGUCGCGGAUCCGCGUAGAGAGCCAGCAGAUCUCCGGGGAGCCCUUCACGGUCUGGAGAUGGAUCAACGUGGACACGCCCAACAACAGACUCUACCCACCAAUCAACGAGCUGUCUCAGAAUCAUACAAACCCCGAUCAUGAGGCAGCGUCUGGUCUGCCACAGUUCCUUCUCGGGGCACCCAGGACGGGCAGAGUAAAAGCCUGGCAAGGGGAAGCAUUUGACGUGGACUCGUCAGUGAACUCCCGUCCGUACAGCCCGACCCCAUGUCUGAAGAUCAGGAACAUGUUUGAUCCUGACAUAGAGACUGGUGAAGACUGGCACGUCCAUAUCCAAGAUGCCAUCCUAGAGAAGUGUGGAGACAACAACGGCAUCGUGCACAUAGCUGUGGACAAGUCCUCCAGAGAAGGUUGUGUGUACCUGAAGUGCAGCUCCCAUGAUGCAGCAGGAAAGGCAUUCAGAGCCCUCCAUGGAUCAUGGUUCGAUGGUAAGCUGGUGACAGUGAAGUACCUGUGGUUAGAUCGGUACCACCAGAGGUUCCCAGACGCACUGCACGCUGCCGGCCCCCUGCGGCCCUCCAACCCCCUCAAAACCUCCCUCAUGCACCUCGACAAGGUGGAAGUGGAGGACCACCUGCUGUAAAUCCAGGGGGCUUGUAGGAGGGGGGUUGUGUAGGGAGGGGGGGGUUGUUUAUGUGUUAAGGGUACGGAGGUAGUAGACAACAUGCACCGUGUUCGCGUUGUACAGUUUCAAAGCAAACCGUUUCUUAUGUUCAAUCAGUAACAGUCAAGGUUUCAAACCCAAGUACGUCAUUUCUUGAAGGGGUACAGAAUGCAUGGUGUUGAGUCGACAAGGCCUUGAUCGGUGCAGAGAUGAUUUUGAUAAAAGUUGUCUGCUUUCUUAAAAACGAGACAGUGUGAUGGACAAAUGUCAUAAGUGUCCACAACCAAAAACACAAACAUGUCCUGUUGCACACUGUACCUCUGAGACUGUUUCUGUGUAAGGUUAUGUUUCUACUACCUCUGUACCUGUGUUGGGUAGGGACUGUUGGUUUGGGGCGGGGGGGGGUGGGGGGGUGGGGGGGGAACCAACAGUGGCUGAUGCCUUCAUCCAUGUUAUCACAUUGAACAUGUAUGGACAUGCAAGUAUAAUGCAAACAGUCUUGUGCAGUCAUGGGGGUGGGGGGCACACAACUGAAAUGGGGUCUUCCAUAUGUUCUUAGUCAAAAGGUGGUAAGGAGAUAAAUUUCUUAAGAUUUGAAAGAAUGUUAUUCUGGUACCCCUUUCUCUUGAUUUUGGACCAUCUUCUUCUGUUAAUAGACCACCACUGCCAAUUGAUCCUGUCAGUAGAUUUCCUUUUCUAUGAGCGAAACAAUUUCAGAUUACGUCCGUCCCACAUUUUUGUCACUGUCACAAAAACUGUUAAACACAUGAUAGCCCACAAAAAUUUUGUCUGGGAAAUUAAAAAACUUUGGAGACCGCCACAGGAAUUGGGAAAUAACCCCUGACUGUACAUGUAACUAGGUGGGGCUGGGUUGAGAUGACAACCUACAUGUCUAUAAUAUUGGUGCUUGGGUGCUUUAUAUCAUUGUUUGUCUCACACACUUUGUAUCAUUUUGGUAUCUGAAUAUUUCUGCUUCCUUCAAGUAGAAGCAAGAUAGAAAGCAAUGCCCUUUUGUAUGGUGAGGAGUUUCCUGCUCAUUUGACUUAUGAUGUAUGUAUGGUGGCUUUGUAAACUUAAAAGUUGGCCAAAGCGUUGUUUAUUGUGAAACUAUUAAAGAAGCCCUGCACCCAAACUGACUACCCUCUAGGUGGCAUUGGCAUAGGACCAUGUCUGACCAAUGAGCUUGCUUCUGUCCUGAAUCAGGCCUUCCGAUUGGUUAAGAAAAUUUGAAUUUUGUUAUGUUGAUGUCCCAUACACAGUGCCCAUUGGUUCCAAGUGAGGAUCCACAGUUGGGUGACAUGUUGUCCUAUGUCAAUGUUCAGAGUCGUAGCGGUUGGGUGCGUAGGGACAGUACCGAUCUGUACAACGUACAGCGGCCUACUCCUGUAAAUGUACAAUGUAAAUAUUUGCUUUGCCGCUGUCCAUAACUACAACUGCCUCGGAGGCGUUACUGCUGCGUUCACAGAACGUGAUAUUAUUGCUGUACAGAAAUGGCCAAAUCACAGCUUUAAGCAUCACUCAGUCAGUGUACUCUGUAAAUGGAGCAAAGGUUUUCUUCAAAAUGGCAGAACCAAAACUUGGGUGGAAUAGCAACACACAUAGAUUAUUAUCUUGAAUCCAUACGUCCUUGUCAAGUUUGAAUUUGUGAGAGAAAAAAAAAUUGAUCAGAAAGUGUUCCACCACCAAGUUUUUUCCUCAGCCAUUUCAGACCGUUGCAGGUAUUUUGGAGCAGUAAGGCUACAGUAAUGUAUAUUGUAGAUAGGUUCCAAUUGGAGUUAUUUGUAAUGGGAUGGUAAACACCGUACUCUCAGUAGGUAUGGGGGAGGGGGGCAGGAAGAUUGGUCCAUCUGACAAGCUUGAGUAGGGGUGAAAAGCUAAACUUAAACCUCCUUUUUGAUAACAAUGUCCUUGUAUUACCCAUUUUCAAAUUAUUCCUGAGCAACUUGUUUGCGUCCUUUAUUGCUUUCUCAAUUAUUAUGCCCCUCACCUUUGUUUUGACAAGUUUUGCCCACCCCUCUACCGACUUGACAGUGGACUAGCCCAGACCCCCUGCCCGUGUGCUGUUCCAUAAUGCUGGCCAGCCUUAUGUAGUCGUUUAGAGGUAAGUGUUGCCGACAGUUGUUUCCGACUGUUGUCAUGGCAACACGUCGGGCCAGACGUUCUAUACUAACAGUUGUAAUGAGAAAGAAUUUGACUUUAUGUAUAAGAGGUUUGGAUUGAGGGGUCCCUAUGUCAGGGUUGGACCAGAGAUCUACGAUAGACAAAUUCUGACAUAAAAAAGGAACAGCUCGCAUCAUCCUUAUCAUUCAAAGCAGAAGUUUUUGUAGGAAAUUUGUUACAGUUUCCUAGAUGCCUAUUUAUGUACAAACUUCUUCUGCACAUAGACACAUUGAUCAAGCUUUUCAUCAGCUUGUCUUUAGAUGUAAAACUAUCAGUUUGUUGGUUUUCACAUUGACGUUAAUACUAAAUAGCCCUCAAGGACAAGCAAACGGUUUCAGAAAAGAUCUGUCCUUUUAUUAAGAGCCUGGUCAGUGUGUCUUUCUGCAGAAGUUAGGGACAGUUUUUAACAGGAAUUGGCAGCUUGGAACAGGUAAUAAUUAUCCUCCCUGUGUCUGCUUAGAGAUAACAUGUACCAUAUUUUAGGGUGACAUAGCAUGCUUGAGUGGUGAGGAAAUAACACCCACCCACCCCAUGAUGUUGCCAGUUGUCGUGAGUCUGAAUUGGUCUAUUGCGAGGACUAUACAAUGUGGGUAUUUUAAAAACACCCCUUUUAAGCAAAUUGGUCCAGCCCUGAUGUAAAGAUGGUGGUGUGGUAUGUUCUCUUGGGCAGCCUUCCCGACAGAACUAGUCAUUAAGCAGAUGUUAGGUGGCAAAAUGGAUUUGUUUUCAUAACUCCAACAUUGUAUUAAAGAGCAGGAAAAACAAUUUUGCCCCCUAAAAUCUGUUGGAGAUUUCCACAGUACCACUUUCAUAUGGACCCCCUGUGUACAUUAUAUGGAUGGUUCCUGUUCUCAUACGGGUUUGAGAGAGGGUUGACGAAAGGUUCCUGCGCACAAGUGUUUUCUGGGAUGUCCGAGGCUACGUUAGGGAAGUCGCUGUCUCUUCUCACCAGCAGUUUAACAUACUACAAGUCCUGUCCAAACUUUGUCAACAAUCUGUCUCCAAACUUUUCUCUUAAUGUCUUCUUCCUAAAGUCAUGUUUAACCCUUGUCCUGAUGACUAUAGUUGUAAGACUCAAAUUGUUGGCAGGUGAAAGGUGAAUGUGACAUCUGAUAGCCCCCCUUUUCUAUCACUCUAAGUGUAAGUUUCUAAUUCUAAAAAGAGAAGUUGGUGAGAAAUACUUCAAACUAUAAACCCGAUGAUGCAGAAGUUGCAGUUUCAGAUAUAAGGAAGCAAAACAAUGUUAACUGUGGUGAGAUGAGACCGAGGCUCAGAUAUCCAGGAAUUGUUUAUAAUGCUGUUAGUCGGACACAAAAAAAGAGGUUAGCUAGCUACUGGUUAUCCACCAGAGGCACACAGAUGACAAUAUUUUGUAAUAAUUCCUGCUUUUAAUGUUUUUUGUGCCGACACCAACCAUUUGUAUGUACUCUUUUGAUAAAGUGUAUCUCCGCAGCUUGGUAAUCACACAAUAAAGAGAAUUAUGAGUUCA
Molecule: messenger RNA, 4972 nt
Organism: Branchiostoma floridae (Florida lancelet)
Lineage: Eukaryota; Metazoa; Chordata; Leptocardii; Amphioxiformes; Branchiostomatidae
Product: inner nuclear membrane protein Man1-like
Exons: 14
Coding region: 79-1302 (407 amino acids)
Biological process (GO): negative regulation of BMP signaling pathway; nuclear envelope organization
Cellular component (GO): nuclear inner membrane
Molecular function (GO): chromatin DNA binding
Source: RefSeq, a predicted model, not a curated record